CUGUGGGUCGGGGUAACCUCAGGCUCUGCUGUGGGGUCUUGGGUGUGGCUGUCCCCCCAAGGGGGUGGAACACUGGCCUGAGCGCUGCUCCCUUUCCACUGGACUUUCUCCCUUAAGCAAGUGAGGUUUGGUUUUUUAAAUAGGCAGAAACGCAAGCCCUGUGACGGCUAACGCUUUCAGGGCUGUGGGGCCAAGCACACCUCUGGGUCUGCCUCCUAGUCCAGCAGCCGGGCUCCCGGAAUAGUCCUAGACCUGUCACCUCACACGCACAGUCUCUUGGUUUUGCACAAACACCAGCUAACCGCAGAUGAGCUCCGACCCCACUCUGCCGCCCCCCGAGCAGGACGUCCCCCCCUCGGUGCGUUCAGAGCGCCUGCCGGUUCCCGGCGCAUCCGCAGGAGCCGGCGUGCGCCUUCCAGGCUCCUCCUGGUUUCUUAUUUUCACAAACAAAUCUCACGCGGUGGAGGGUGUCUGCGGGACGGGCCCUGGCCUGCACCGUCCCUCACGUCCAUGCAGACCGGUCACGGCUGGGUGACCAGCCUCGCCCCCAUGUCUGCCGGGCCUGCGUGUGUUUCUGCGUUUUGGUCUCCUUCAGUGUCAACGGUGAGGCGUGAAGCUGGCCUUUCUGCUUGUUCUUCUCACUGGCGAGUGAGGCGGACAGUCACAUGCUUAGAACCUUGUGUUCUUUCCCCGCAAGGGACCCGUGUCUGGCUCCGCCGGUUUCUCUCGGUUUGCAGGAGUUCUGGAUUCGCCGUCUGUCCUAAAAGUAGCGCGGCCCUCCCUCGGCUCCUCACGCAUCUUUCGUGCUGCUGGUAGCGUCACGUCACGUGUCCCGCAGGAGAGCGGACUCUCUGACUGUGGGCCUGGCUGGGGUCUGAGCGCCGAGCUGCCCGCGGCCCCGAGCCAGGUGUCCGCGUGCUCCGCCCCUGUCGCAGGCAGGCUCCGAGCACACGGUCCCGCCGCGGGGUGGGCCCUUCCUGCAUUUCACGUGGGACCUGCCCCCUCUGGGGUUGCCCAGAAGUCAGGAGCACCCGGUGCUGCUCAUGGGGCCCGGCUGGCCUGGCUGGACGCGCCCCUGCGUCCGGACACCCACCCAUCCACCCGCCGGUCACAGGCCCGAGUCCCGGCCCGGACGAGCAGAGGAAAUGAUCGAUUUAACGCAGGAAGAGGAGGGGAAAGUGGUGCCGCCAUUCAGGCCCCUGCUCCGCUCUGACCCAGGGCAGCCCCACACAGGUACAGAGCAGACCGGCCUCUCUGAUUUGGGUUAGAAGCACCUCUUGACUCAGGGUGGCCAGAACCCUGCCCGUGCUUCGUGGGCAAACCGGAGCAGGCCCCUCCCUCGGCCUCCCUGGGGUCGGCUUGUGACCUUGUUCUCUCCAAGGGCCUGGUGACCUCACUGGGGCCUGAGGCAGACAUUAGGGGGUGGGGUCGUAGCAGUUUAGGUUCGUAUCAUUUCGGUUUUUUGUUUUUAGCAAUUUUUUAAAGGAUGUCAGUUUGCUAAACCGGUUUCUUCUUUUACACCAUGUGGCCUCGUCGCUUAGACUGUUCUAGCUGCUGGGUUUGAGUUGUGCUUUCCAAAGGUCAUACAAAGCUACGUGGUGCUUCACGCCUCCGGACAGCGCCUGCUCCGGACAGCAGCCCCUGUUGUAACGGCGCUCCCGCAGAACCAUCGAGGUCUGGCUCCGAGGGAGGCUGCAGCGGUCCUGGCCCACAUUGUGCCACGAGACAGAUCGUGUGGCCUUAGAGGGGUUCCGAUGGUGUGACCAGCGAGGACUGGCUCUGAAUGAGUUCAAGCUGUCUGCUUGGGGGGCGGGCACGUGCUCCCGCACCGCUGUCUGUGCCGGUCAGUUCUCCGGAGCCUGAGGCACCCCCCCCAUGCAGCGCCACCCUCACGGGGGCCCAGGGCCUGAGGCCCGUGGCUCAGGAAGGAUGCACACCCUGCCCACCCCCUGCCCCCGGAGCCAGACCCCCGGCCUCGGUGCACGCAGGACAGCGCUGGCAACGUCACGCUGUUUUCAUCACUUCUGUCCUGAAAACCCUCUGAUUUGGGGGCCACAAGACAGCGCGGCGCACCUGAGUGCUUGACUGUCGGUUACCGUCCGAUCGACGCCACGGCCUCUCGGUGCUCACCCCGCUGGGCUCCAGGCCCGGGGCUCUCUUCCCAUUACCAUCUCACCUUUGCUGGCAGACAUCAGGGCGCUGGCCCCGUCCCCGUGGCCCCCUGGGCGCCACCUGGAGCCUGUCAUCCAGGUUAGAACGGGUUGUCACCCUCGGACUUUGAGGCUGGGGAUCAGCAGCCGCUGAGAGAGGCUCCCUGUGGGGUCUACGGGCCCGCGACGGGCAGCACGGCCGCCUCAGGAUGAGGGGAGCCCCGUGUCCUCCGGGCAGGGAGCGGGUGCCCUCGGCUACAGAGGUCUGUUCUCAUCCGUACCCGCCGAGGGUGUCAGCUCUUUCUGUCGGAGUUUGCGGGACCCCUGCCGAGGGCCAGAUACCCCGAUGCAGCUCGUCCCCUCCUCCGGUGCCAGAGGUGAAGCCUGGGCAGGACACGGGGUCCAGCCACAGUGGAUUAUUCUGGGCUGGGUGUUCUGCGGGAGCCCAUGGGAGUGCCGCCCGCGGGAGCUGGUCGCGGCCCCUGAACGCGGGGAUCUGAGGUUUUACUGAGAGGGUUGGGCGUUCGAGGCAGAUUCUAGAGUUAACCAGCCCUUAUGCCGAAUGCACGGUUUUGCGCUUCUGAAACAACCAGCUUUUGAACCAAAUACGGCCAGUGGAGACGCAGGCCCUUCCCUGGGGGCCCCCUGGGCUCCUGCUGGGAGUCGGCGGCCGCCCCCGCCCCCACACUACCCCUCCUGCCCUCAGGGCCCCUCAUCUGUGGUGUCGACCUGACCCUCCCUGGCCCUUCUGCGCCCCUGAGUGCACUGUGGGCAGCCAGUCCGGCGGCAUGGGAGACCACAGGGCUGACCCGCUGGCCCCCGGCAGCUGGGGGACGCGUGGUUCCCAGACCCGGUUUCCUCAUUCCUGCGCCCAGUUCCUCCACGCUUACGGGCAGAAGGCAUUUCCCUCGCCCUGCCAAAGCAACCAUGUGGGUGUCACACAGCCCUCGGGGACACUGUGUGUGCUCAGCCCCAGCCGCAGGAGAAGCCGUGGACGGACAUGGUCUGGUUCUUCGAACGCAGGCCGUCAUGCAGGUCCCUGACAUCGGGACCCUCAGUGACAGGUCCCAGAGCCCCGUGGGGCCAAGGGUCAUAGCCCGGCGGAAUGGAGACCACAGGAGCCCCGGGGGGCGGCAGGGCCAGUGAGGCGGAGACCCGGCUCAGCUGGGGAUGUGCGGCCACGGGCCGGGAGCAAGCCCUGGGGCCGCAGUGUGGAGCCCAAACUGGCAUUAGCCUGGCAACGUCGGUCAUUUUAAGAGAGAAGAGAUGAGUCGGUGGCGUGUGCCUGCCUGGCCAGCGGGAUGGACACAGGCCUGAGCGCUGGGCUCUCGGUGGCCCUGUAGGUUCGGGCAGAGAGAAAAGCCGGCUGCUGUCACGUCCUGGGUCACCUGGGAACCCGACGGGCGAGUCACUUCAUAAAUACAACGGGAGCGAUUGUGCCAGACGAGGGGCCCAAGGAGAAGGGGACACGGGGUGAGACUGUCCUGUGGCUGGUCCAGGCCAGGUCAUGGGUGGCAGGCCAGGCAUCACCUGCCCUCCGCAGGUGGGCCCUCGCCGAGUCUGGGGACGGACCUCAGCCAGGCAGCCUGGGAGCCCACAAUCCACCACGCUGCUGGGAAACGUCCUCGUCGCCCUCGGGUGACAAUGACCCAGAGCAGCCGGAUCGGCCACGAUUGUCACUGCCACUGAAGAGCACCUGCCUCGGGGAUUGCGAGGCGGCCCUGGGCCCUCAGGUGCCGCCUUACCCUUCGUGCUGGCCCUCGACUCGGACCCCAGCCACAGCCCCUUGCCGCCCAGGGUCUGGACAGGCAUGUGUAUGCUGGUGCCCAGGACAGAACCGGAGCCUGCGGAGCCCCCAGGAGCUGUUCACGGUCCGCACGGGCCUUGCAGAGAGGCUGCCACAGCUUGUCAAGCAACAGAGGCACGAGCACAUCCACACGAGGGCUGGAGGGACAGCUGGCCGGCUGAUCGGAGCCGCGGUUCUGCCACGUGACGGGCACGGUGGACGAGGCAGAGGACCGUCUGCUGGUGUCAGGCAUCCGCUCCUCUCUGAGGUUCCCCGGAGCCCUGGGGGGUGAGCCCCAGAGAGCCAGGGCCGGCCCUCUCCCGACGACCUGCGGCUCCAGUGCCCACCCUGCCAGCCCGCCUGGGUUCUCUGCCCGAGCGGCUCCAGGACAGAGGCGUCCCUUCCUGCCCAGUCCACCCAGCACAGCUGUAGCCUGAGAGGGUUCUCGGAGCUCUGCUCUCCUGCCGGCACCCUGGAGCUCGCUGCUGCCCGUGGUCAGGCUCUGCAGUCAGGGACCGUCCCUAGGAUCAGGAGCCUCGGCGGCCCACGAGCAGCUCUUCCCGCACCCAGCCCCCGGGAAGGCUCCCUGGGACGGUGUCCACCAUCGUCCCUAAAUUGCCUGGUGAUCAACACUCUGGGCCGGGUAGACAGCCCCCCCGCCCCCGCCGAGCAAGGAGGUCCCAGCCAGCGGGCAGGUGCCCCUCCCUGGAAGGGCCAGGGCAGCCCCCCACGCAGUGAUGCUGUGGCGAUGUCUCUGCAGCAGGGAGACCUGCCUGACCAGUGCUCCCCGAACCCCUGCGACAAGGAGGGGACCCAGGUCUGCCAGGACCUCAUGGGCAACUUCUACUGCCAGUGCCGGGCUGGCUGGGGCGGGCGGCUCUGUGACAGAGAUGUCAACGAGUGCAGCCAGCAGAACGGGGGCUGCGGCCAGAUCUGCUCCAACAAGCCGGGCAGCUUCUACUGCGCCUGCUACAGCGGCUACGCGCUCGCCCCCGACGGCAGGACCUGCCACGACGUGGAUGAGUGUGCGGAGGGGGGCGCCUGCGGGGAGGCCCACUGCAAGAACCUGCCGGGCUCCUACUCCUGCGUGUGCGACGAGGGUUACGUGUUCAGCUCCUCGGACAAGGCCUGCCGAGAUGUGGACGAGUGUGCCGAGGGCCGCUGUGAGCAGGCCUGCGUCAACUCCCCGGGGGGCUACACCUGCCACUGUGACGGACGCGGAGGCCUCAAGCUGUCCCCGGACAUGAACACCUGUGAGGACAUUUUGCCCUGCGUGCCUUUCAAUGUGGCCAAAAGCGUGAAGUCUUUGUACCUGGGCCGCAUGUUCAGUGGGACGCCCGUGAUCAGGCUGCGCUUCAAAAGGCUACAGCCCACCAGGCUGGUCGCCGAAUUCGACUUCAGGACCUUUGACCCUGAAGGCGUCCUUUUCUUCGCUGGAGGCCGUCAGGACAGCGCCUGGAUCGUGCUGGGCCUGCGGGCCGGCCGGCUGGAGCUGCAGCUCCGCUACCAUGGUGUCGGCCGCGUCACCAGCAGUGGGCCUGUCAUCAACCACGGCAUGUGGCAGACGAUCUCUGUAGAGGAGCUGGACCGGAAUCUGGUCGUCAAGGUGAACAAAGAUGCGGUCAUGAAGAUCGCGGUGGCCGGGGAUCUGUUUCAGCUGGACAGGGGGCUGUACCACUUGAACCUGACCGUGGGAGGCAUUCCCUUCAAGGAGAGAGACCUGGUACAGCCUAUAAACCCCCGUCUGGACGGCUGCGUGAGGAGCUGGAACUGGCUCAACGGUGAAGACACCACCAUCCAGGAGACGGUGAAGGCCAGCCCCAAGAUGCAGUGCUUCUCUGCCACCACGCGAGGGUCCUUCUACCCUGGGACCGGGUUUGCCUUCUACAGCCUGGACUUCGCUCGGACCCCCGCGGACGCCGGCACGGACACAACCUGGCAGAUAGAGGUCAAGGCUCGGAUCCGCCCUGCCACGGACACAGGUGUGCUGCUCGCGCUGGUGGGCGGUGACCACGUGGUGGCCCUGUCCGUGGCCCUGGUUGACUACCACUCCACCAAGAAGCUCAAAAAGCAGCUGGUCAUCCUGGCCGUGGAGAGCGUCACCCUGGCCCUGAUGGAGAUCAAGGUCUGUGACGGCCAGGAGCACCGUGUGGCCGUCUCCGUGCGCAAGCAUGAGGCCACCCUGGAGGUCGAUGGCACCAAGGGCCGGAGCGAAGUGAGUGCGGCGCGCCUGCAGGAGCUCCUGGCCACGCUCGCGACGCACCUGCAGGGCUCGGUGCUCACCUUCGUGGGCGGACUGCCAGAUGUGCCCGUGACCGCAGCACCAGUCACGGCCUUUUACCGUGGCUGCAUGACGCUGGAGGUCAACCGGAAGGUGCUGGACCUGGACGAGGCCGCCUACAAGCACAGCGACAUCACGUCCCACUCCUGCCCCCCCGUCGAGCAGGCCACCCCCUAGGCCGGCAGGAGGAGGGACGGCCGGUCCCCCCACCCCCAGCGAGAGCAGCUGUGGACAUUGUGCCCCCCGCGGGCCGAGGUUCCUCCGAGACUGUUCUGUGCCUGUAACAUACGUGUACAUAGCUGAGGAGCUGAUGUCGGCCGCAUGAAGCCACGGCCCCGGCCCCAGUGGAGACCGGGGCUGCACACGCCGGAGCGGACCCAGGAAAAUAAUUCUCUUAUUUUAUUACCAAAGCUGCUUUCUGGCCUAAAAGUAUGGAAAAAUAAAAUAUUUAGAGAACCCUUCUUAA
Mustela erminea (ermine) is the source of this 6683-nucleotide messenger RNA. It is a transcript of the gene GAS6, whose product is annotated as growth arrest specific 6. The record is from RefSeq and is a predicted model, not a curated record. The coding region runs from base 4685 to 6394 and encodes 569 amino acids. Gene Ontology annotation, cellular component: extracellular region. The transcript is spliced from 12 exons. Gene Ontology annotation, molecular function: calcium ion binding. Lineage: Eukaryota; Metazoa; Chordata; Mammalia; Carnivora; Mustelidae.